Myripristis murdjan (pinecone soldierfish) is the source of this 2826-nucleotide messenger RNA. It is a transcript of the gene ccnyl1, whose product is annotated as cyclin Y-like 1. Gene Ontology annotation, molecular function: protein kinase binding. The transcript is spliced from 10 exons. NCBI's taxonomy places the organism in Eukaryota, Metazoa, Chordata, Actinopteri, Holocentriformes, Holocentridae. The record is from RefSeq and is a predicted model, not a curated record. Bases 804 to 1841 code for a protein of 345 amino acids. Gene Ontology annotation, biological process: regulation of cyclin-dependent protein serine/threonine kinase activity.
AGCAGACAGAUGGCGGCAGCGGGGAGCAGCACCAGUGUUAACCCGGUGGGGGUGAGCGACUGACUGGACGGUCUUCAAAACCAGAACCGGCUAUCAGAUGAAUCCGGAGAAGACCUAGCCAUAGUAACUUGGAGCGACACUUUUUUGUUGGCUGACUGAUUUAUUUUCUCUCUUCGGCUUGGAUAUUACACAUUGCGGAGGCCGCAGAAGCCUCGGGCGAGAUUUGGCGACAGACUGAGGCGAGUGGAAGAGAACAGCUGUCGGGUUACGGAAAGUCCUGGAAAGAAUACUCGUCAGAAUUCGCUGGCUGGAAGUCGUAUCGCCUUUCUCUCUUGUGGCACAGAUGGUGUCUGAACAACAGCUACAGGGGACUUCAUGUGCACUAAAAAGUUAAGGACAGUAGCUAGCUAGCUUGCUAAAAUGCUAGCUAGCUACCCAGCAGCGUAACAACCGAGGGGCGCACGUUGAAUGAAUGAAGGAGUUAGCGACCACUUGGAUUUCAGCUAACAGCUGCUUGUUAUUUUUACUCCAAACACACAAAGAGCGUUACACGGACAAACGCUGAUUUUCAAAGUGUUUCUGCACUGUUGUUGCAUGACAGCCAGGAGAGCAGACCCACAAAUGGACAGCAAUGCGAUUCCGAGGAGUUGGUGGACAGCGGCGAUUUAGCACGCAAAGAUAGUGUUGAACAAACCCUUAGCUAAUGUUUGUGUUGUUGGGGGGCAGCUAACUUUAGCUAGCUACAAAUAUUUGCACUACUGUGGACUUGGCUGAAAUAGUGUUGAGCGUACUCCAGGUUUGGAAUGGGGAACACGGUGUCAUGCUGCGUCUCUCCCGAGGGGAGUCCCAAACUACCGUCGAGGCAGCCGGCAGAGCGGCUGGAGGACUACCAGACCAACACCGACGUGAGUGAUGACAACACCGGGCCUUACCUGCAGCACAUCAGCGACAGAGAAGUUCCCGAUGAGCUGGCCUUGGAGUCCAACCCAUCAGACCAUGCCCGAGCGAGCACCAUCUUCCUUAGCAAGUCCCAGACAGAUGUACGAGACAAGAGGAAAAGCAACCAUAUAAACCACGUAAGUCAUGUAUCUCCUGGUCUGCUGUCUAAGAAGUACAGCUCCUGUUCCACCAUCUUUAUAGACGACAGCACCGUCAGCCAGCCCAACCUCAAAAGCACAAUCAAAUGUGUCACAUUAGCAAUAUACUACCACAUUAAAAACAGGGACUCAGACAGGUCACUGGACAUCUUUGAUGAGAAGUUGCACCCCUUAUCGAGAGAGCCGGUGCCAGAUGACUACUCCUAUAUAGACCCAGAACACAAACUCAUCUAUCGCUUUGUUAGAACGCUGUUCAGUGCUGCACAGCUCACUGCAGAGUGUGCCAUCGUCACUCUGGUGUACCUGGAGCGCCUGCUGACCUAUGCUGAGCUAGAUAUCUGCCCAGCCAACUGGAAACGUAUCGUCCUGGGAGCCAUCUUGUUGGCCUCCAAGGUCUGGGACGACCAGGCCGUCUGGAAUGUCGACUACUGCCAGAUCCUCAAAGAUAUCACUGUGGAGGACAUGAACGAGAUGGAGCGCCACUUCUUGGAGCUCCUCCAGUUUAACAUCAACGUGCCGGCCAGUGUCUACGCCAAGUAUUAUUUUGACCUGCGGCAGCUUGCAGAUGACAACAACCUCAGCUUCCCCCUGGAACCCCUCAACAACCAGCGUGCCCAGAAACUCGAGGCCAUCUCCAGACUAUGUGAGGACAAAUACAAGGACCUGAGUCGAGCGGCAAUGAGGCGAUCUUUCAGCGCUGAUAACCUGAUUGGCAUACGUCGCUCCAACGCCGUGCUCUCAUAGGCCGCCACCUGUCACCUGAGUUCCAACGGUCAAUUCCAAGCCACCGCAACCAAUCAGGCAGGAUUUGGGCUUGUAAUGCUACGGCCAAUCCUGUGACUAGCUGAAAACAACAAUUUGCAUUUGCAAGUAUUAAAGCUGCAUGACUCAGCAAAUUUAAAAUCUAAAUUUUAUUGCAGUGUCUUAGCCACCCAACUACCCUGUUGGCAAAUCUCAGGACAGUGUUAGAGAUGGCUCUACACCAGUUAAUCAGAGCUUGAGCUUUUGGAUUGUCCUUAGGAAAUAUUACAAUAUGACAUUUUUUAAGCAGCAUAAGAGGCAAAAUACACCAAAUACAAAAGGCUGUUCCUUGUGAAUGAUCAAGUAAAUACCAAAAGUUUUUAUUGAUAGCAUAAAUGAAACUUGUUUACAAUUGAUAGCAGUCCCAGCUGUGGUGCAUACCUACUAUUUGUUCUUAGUAACUUAUCUACAGUACAUAUUUGGUUUUGGAUGUUGCUUACAGUUUGUUUCAUACAACAACCUACUAGGCUCCCGCUAGUCUACAGGAUUUGGUUGUAGUGUUGCAAACCUAGUUCCAGGCAGCACCCAUAGUGUGUCUGGGAAGAGGAGUGCCAAUCUGGGAUCGCUUUCACUUUUCAGAUUGACUUCAGGUGAUCAAAAGGGACCUAAUUACAGAUCCUAGAUCAGUACUGCAAAAGAGAGGUUUGAUAAAUGUAGUCACUAGACUGACAUGCUGUAGGUUGGGUCUACAGUCCAAUUCCGGAAACCCCUCCAAACCUGCCAUCCCAGCCCCACCCAGAAAGCCCGUCCCAGGUCCCACCCAGAGCUUCAGAGCAAACUACAUAGAGAUUGAGGGGAACAAUAAGACUGAGAUCCCCACCCCCCUUUUUUGCUUACUAUGUAGGCUACUAGCUGUGAAAUUUGUCUUUUUAAAUGGAAAAUCCUUUGCAGAUGGAGUAUUUUAAAUAAACACUAAUCAUGUAACAAA